AUGGAUACCAGUUCCUCUAAUCUCGUGGUGCCCUUGGUGGGCGCCAUUCAGGCGUCAAUCGCAGUGCUUUUGACUAUCGUCUUCGGAGUGGUCGCUGCGCAGUGCAACUUGCUCUCCGUCAAGGCUGCCAAAGAAGUGUCGCGCAUUUGUGUGCGAAUGUUCUUGCCUGCACUGCUGAUCCAUAAAAUCGGCACGAACAUGCAUCAAGAUACGGCUGUGCGUUAUGUUCCUGUCAUCAUCUGGUCCAUCACUUACACGCUGUUAUCACUCCUAGUCGGACAUAUAGCAUGCCGUGUGUUCAAAUUCCCACCUUGGGUCAAGUUAGCAGUAGGCUUCAACAAUACAACGAGUCUACCACUCCUCCUCAUCGAAUCUCUCAAAACGGCAGGCAUUCUGGACUCCAUAGUCAUCGGUGGGGACACCGCAUCGGCUGCUCUUGAUCGUGCAGAAUCAUAUUUCCUCAUCAAUGCCAUGGUCAGCAAUUCCUUAUGUUUUGCAGUAGGUCCGCGCGUGCUACUACGACCCAACGAUGAAGAUGCGGACGACGAUGAAUCAGAAGAUCCUUCUUCCAACGGAGUCAAGCCAAACUCUUCGUCCUCCUCCGCACACGAACAACAACAAGAGGAACAAGACGAAUUAGAAAGAGGACCCGACGGUAUCAUCGACGAGGAAACCUCCCUCCUCCCGCAACGGCUCGUACAGUCGACCAACAACGUCACACGCCGGGGCUACAAACGCUCGCAGGCCUGGAUAUCGAGCCUCCCACCUUCCCUUCAAAAUGUGGUAGACAUCCUGUUGCAAUUCGUCAACGCGCCCCUCCUAGGGGCUCUCGCUGGCGCCAUCAUCGGUCUUACCCCCGCCCUCCACACCCUGUUCUUCAACCCCCCAAACGAAGGCGGACACUUCAAUGCCAACAUAACUUCCUCUAUUCAAAACAUCGGAUCGCUCUUCGCAUCCACACAAAUCAUUGUCGUGGGCGUCAAAUUAAGUCAGUCCCUUCGCAAGAUGAAGGCAAGGGAGGAAAGCGGCAAGGUGCCGAAAGCAGGCCUCGCAUUCAUCACCAUCGUGCGGUUUUUCAUCUGGCCUGCGAUCAGUAUCCCGUUUAUCUGGGUGUUGGCAACGAAGACUGGAUUACUGGGCGACGAUCCUAUGCUUUGGUUCGUGAUGAUGUUGAUGCCGACCGGGCCGCCUGCUAUGCUUUUGGUGGCGCUUUGCGACGUCACGGGCUGUGAGGAGGAAGAGAAGAUGGCCAUUGCGAAACUGUUGACGGUAAGUCUCUCUAACUAUUUCUCAGCCUUUUUCUUUUUCCUCGACCUCGCUUCUUGUUCGAGGUUUAGUUGUUUCUGGCCGGAUCGAUUGCUGACUUUGCUGGUGAAACAGAUUAGUUAUGGCAUCACGCCUUUGAUAUGCUUUGCCGUUGUGGGCAGUUUGAAGGCGAGUGAAAUGGCUAUAGGUCACCAGUAG
Periconia digitata is the source of this 1464-nucleotide messenger RNA. The record is from the annotation of a GenBank genome assembly. NCBI's taxonomy places the organism in Eukaryota, Fungi, Ascomycota, Dothideomycetes, Pleosporales, Periconiaceae.